This is a messenger RNA of Mycena citricolor, 276 nucleotides long. Lineage: Eukaryota; Fungi; Basidiomycota; Agaricomycetes; Agaricales; Mycenaceae. The record is from the annotation of a GenBank genome assembly.
AUGGCUAAAAUUGACGAGCUUUAUGAGAAGACAUCAAACUCACAUGCAUACAUGAUAGCAAUGGUCCCUCAUCCGGCAUACAAGAUGGAUUAUUUUCAUAAUCAUUGGCCCUUAUACCUGCAGAGAGAUGCAGAGAAGGCACUGGAACAAAUUGUCCGUGAUUGCUCCUGCCUCACUUUCCGUGCCACUGAAAUCAGCUGCAGUUCCGUGAGCACUAUGAACAGCUCAAUGCUGUGGCAGAGACCAACAUUUUGGCGCAACCAAAGUCCCCUGUGA